Molecule: messenger RNA, 4153 nt
Organism: Verruconis gallopava
Lineage: Eukaryota; Fungi; Ascomycota; Dothideomycetes; Venturiales; Sympoventuriaceae
Exons: 4
Coding region: 185-3922 (1245 amino acids)
Biological process (GO): COPII-coated vesicle cargo loading; endoplasmic reticulum to Golgi vesicle-mediated transport; intracellular protein transport
Cellular component (GO): endoplasmic reticulum exit site; COPII vesicle coat
Molecular function (GO): structural molecule activity; protein binding
Source: RefSeq, a predicted model, not a curated record
CAACUACCUUGAGCUCGCUUGUCCAAUUCAGCCCUUGGUGCUCCCAACUUAUCCCUCUCUCUGCCUCCAAGCUUAUCUUCUGUACUUUGAAUUCACUUUGAUUUCCGACCUUCAUGCGCACAGUCUGCUAAUCUAGCGGACGUUUUUCUUUGGAUUCCUCCUUCUCCCACGUCUCCUCUAAAUAAUGGUGCGCCUGCGAGAGAUACCCAGAACGGCGGCUUUUGCCUGGUCUCCGAGCGCUACGAACCCAAGCAUAGUCACUGGCACGAAGGCUGGGGCCGUCGAUGCGGACUUUUCCAACGAGACUCAGCUGGAGCUCUGGGACUUGGAACUGGGCAAUCGGUAUGCAGGAGAAUUGCAACCUAUUGCAAGCAUAGGCGUGGACUCUAGAUUCCAUGACGUCGCGUGGGGACCGCCCAAGGAUGACAAUAGAGGUGGCGUAAUAGCUGGUGGCUUGGAUAGUGGUGUUUUGGACCUCUGGGACGCGAAUAAACUCCGCUCUGAUUCUAGCAAUGCUCACGUCUCACGGAUCACAAAGCAUACUGGCGCUAUCAAAUCUCUACAAUUUAAUUCCUUUCGUACCGAGCUCCUGGCUACAGCUGGUUCAAAGGGUGAACUCUAUAUCAACGACCUCAACGACUCUGGAAAAACAUUCAGGCUAGGUACAGCAGUAGCAAGGGCAGACGAUUUCGAAACACUGGACUGGAACAAGAAGGUGGCACACAUUCUGGUCACAGGUAGUAGCGGUGGUUUCGCGACAGUGUGGGAUGCUCGCGCCAAGAAAGAAAGUUUGACUCUCAACAACUUGAGCAGGAAGGCCAUCAGUGCAAUCGCUUGGGAUCCGGAGAACUCGACUAAACUUGCAACUGCUACGUCUAGUGACCAGGACCCACUGAUUCUGAUAUGGGACCUACGAAACUCGAAUGCGCCGGAGCGAACGCUAAAAUUGCAUGAACAGGGCAUACUUUCUCUAGCUUGGUCCGUCCAUGACCCAUCAUUACUUUUGUCUUGUGGCAAAGACAACAGGACAAUUUGUUGGAACGCUAGGACCGGCGAGGCCUUCGGUGAAUUUCCUAUUGUCACGAACUGGACUUUUGAGACGAGGUGGAAUCCAAGGCAACCCAGUCUUCUCGCUACAGCAUCUUUUGAUGGCAAGAUCGGUGUUCAGACCAUCCAGAAUACGAACAAAGAUGUACAAAAGUCGUCUGCCGCUCCCGCUCUCGAUGAUGCAGACUUCUUCGCACAAGCUGGUAGUCAACCACAAGGUGUAGCAUUCUCCUUGACCAAGGCUCCGAAGUGGCUCGAACGGCCUAUCAGUGCUACUUUCGGAUUCGGCGGCCAUCUUGUCAAAGUAGGGCUUACAGAUGCCUCCUCGAGGACUUCGAAGAUCACGAUAUCAACAUACGUAGCAGAUGCUGCAGUUGGUGACGCUGCUGAAAAAUUUGAAGAAGUCUUGAAGAAGGGUGAUUAUGCUUCGUUCUGCCAGUCGAAGAUCUCCGAAGCAAGGACAGAAGACGAGAAAGCUGACUGGACAGUGAUUGAGACUUUGCUCUCAGGUUCGAGAUCAGGUUUGAGGGACUAUCUCGGCUUCAAGCCUUCUCAACUUAAAGCCAACGGUGAAAGUGAGGCUAAGCAAUCAAAUGGUGUUCAAGAGGACGAUUCAGCAUUUUUUGGUAAUGUCUCAGCAGAUGACAAUUUCCUCUCUACAUUGGCUUCGACCAAAGGUGCGAGAACCAAUAACCCUUUUAAGAUCUACACUGGGUCUGAAAGCGAUGCCGACAAAAAAAUCACAAAAGCACUCAUGCUUGGCUCUUUUGAAGAAGCAGUGGAUAUAUGUCUAAAGGAAGACAGGAUCUCGGAUGCCUUUAUGAUUGCUAUAUGUGGCGGCCAGAAAUGCAUUGACAAGGUGCAAGCAGCAUAUUUCAAGCGCCAGGGAGAUGGGCCAAACUACCUGCGCUUACUGGCCUCUGUAGUUGGCAAGAACCUGUGGGAUGUAGUCUAUAACGCCAACUUAGCCAACUGGAAGGAAGUGCUUGCCACACUUUGCACCUUUGCGGACGAGAAUGAAUUCCCGGAUCUUUGCGAAGCCCUAGGAGAUAGAUUAGCAGAGUCCCUGGAUGGGAGCGAAUGCGAACUCGCGCGGAAAGAUGCUUCUUUCUGCUACCUUGCAGGCUCAAAGUUGGAGAAAGUUGUCAGCAUCUGGACACAAGAGCUUCAGGAAAACGAGAAGGCAGCAUUGGAGUCCUCGGAAGCAGACUCGGCCUACUCUGUUCACGCUAAAGCUCUUCAAGAUUUCAUCGAAAAGGUUACCAUUUUCCGGGAAGUCACCAAGUUCAAGGAUUCUGAAGUAUCGAAAACUUCCGAAUGGAAGCUCGAGCCACUUUAUGCGAAGUAUGCAGAGUAUGCAGAUAUUUUGGUCUCAAAUGGUAAGAUGCCGCUUGCACAACGGUAUCUAGACCUAGUUCCCGAAGAAUUUGCCCCUGCAGUUGCAGCCAAGGGACGGCUAAAGCAGGCCGCUCAGAAAUCUGUCGCAGCAGCUCAGCCAAGACAGUCAAGUUUGACGAAUGUUGCACGAGGUCAACGUGUAGUUCCUGCAUAUCAGCCUUCGGCCAGCCCAGGACCGGCUACAACUUCGUCACCGUAUGCACCAGCUGCUCAGCAAGCAGCUUCCAGCUAUCACCCUCCCGCCACAUCACAGACUUCCUACACUUCGCUAUAUCAACCACAACAGCAAAGUUCGUACCAACCCCCGAGCUAUCAACCAGCAGCGUUUGGUGGUGUUGUUCCCCCGCCUCGCCAAUCGUCCGCUUCUCCAGUGGUACAACCAGCUGCUCAAAAUCGAAACCUUCAAGCGUGGAAUGACACCCCUGACUUUGGGCCCAAACCAACCGUGUCUAGGAGAGGUACACCUAGUCUAAGUCAACCUCCAGUCAAUGCACCUUAUGGAAAUCAGCAAACUGGUAUUACGCCACCAACUUCGUUCUCACCUCCCCAGGCAAAACCGGUUGGGCCACCUCCAAAGGCUGGUGCAGCACGUGUUAUGUCUCCACCUCCUGUUAGCAAUCUGCAGCAAGAAGUCAGCAGACCAUCGUCGUCCGCCGCCAAUGCGUAUGCUCCGCCACAACCUUCUCAAUCAUUCUCAAACCAGCCAUCACAACUACCACCUCCAUCUGUACCCCCAAUUCCGCGAGGCGCUUCACCCUACAAUCCCCCACCCUCAAACGCUCCACCAACAAGCCGCUACGCCCCGGCCCCAGGGACAGCAUCAAAUAUGACUCCUGGUGUUGGGGGUGGGCCACCGCCAGGUGCUCGUCAGGUAGCGCCUCCUCCAUCAAAUGCCGGAUUUACACCUAGCCCGUACGGCCAAGCUCCAACAAUGUCGAAACCGACUCCACCGCCGUCUAUGGCUCCAGCUCCGCCACCGAAGGGGGCAGCAUUGGGACAUACUCCAUCUGGCAAUGCGCGAGCGAAUCAUAGAUCAACAGGAUCAGCGAAUCAGCUUCCUUCACCACAGCGAUCUGCUUCUCGUCCUGGAACAGCCGAUGGUGAGAAAGCCCCUUCUGCCCCCAAGCAUCCUGCGGGGGAUAGGUCACAUAUCCCAGCCACAGCACAACCAAUCUUCCAAAUUCUCAAUGCGGAGAUUCAACGUAUCAAAUCAAAGGCACCAGCACAAUUCAGACCCCAGGUUCUGGACACGGAGAAGAGAUUGAAUAUUUUGUUCGAUCACCUGAAUAAUGAAGAUCUGCUUAAACCGGAUACCAUUACACAGAUGAACGAAGUGUCUCAGGCAGUACAAGGGCGACAAUUUGAGCUUGCACAGGCGCUCUUCCAGGAUCUUAUGACAAGCAAAACGGAUGAGGGUAGCAAUUGGAUGAUUGGUGUUAAACGACUUAUACAAAUGAGCCGUGCGACUCCGCUUUGAAGGAUGUCUUGAAAGUCAAUAUCUCCAUAAGGGAUACAUGAAGACGGUGUUUUACGUAGGUGACAUCACGAAAAAAAAGAGCUUAUCAGCGAGAAGUCUAGAUUAUAUGAUUAUUUUACAAAAUGCCUGACUUCAAUUUGUGCCCAAUUUCGCGGCGCUCGUUUAUGGUAACAUGAAAUCACGAAUACUUAGCAGUCACCACCACCAAAGUGGAUGCAUGUUCCCAUCCAG